Messenger RNA from Tripterygium wilfordii, 1530 nucleotides. Its product is annotated as alcohol dehydrogenase class-3. Gene Ontology annotation, molecular function: S-(hydroxymethyl)glutathione dehydrogenase [NAD(P)+] activity; zinc ion binding. The transcript is spliced from 9 exons. Lineage: Eukaryota; Viridiplantae; Streptophyta; Magnoliopsida; Celastrales; Celastraceae. The record is from RefSeq and is a predicted model, not a curated record. Gene Ontology annotation, biological process: formaldehyde catabolic process. Gene Ontology annotation, cellular component: cytosol. The coding region runs from base 126 to 1265 and encodes 379 amino acids.
GCCCACAGCAAAACAAACCAUCUCGUUUCGUUUCUGUCCGCUCAAAAUCUACCAUUUCCAAUUCGUCUCUCUCGCCGACUUCCAGUCCUUCCUACCUUACUGGAUCUUGUUGUGCAAUUCCAUUCAUGGCUACUCAAGGUCAGGUCAUCACCUGCAAAGCUGCGGUUGCGUGGGAGCCGAACAAGCCACUGGUGAUUGAGGACGUGCAGGUGGCUCCACCACAGGCUGGGGAGGUCCGCGUUAAGAUUUUGUUUACUGCUCUUUGCCACACUGAUGCUUACACUUGGAGUGGCAAGGACCCGGAGGGCCUCUUCCCGUGCAUUCUUGGCCAUGAGGCUGCUGGCAUUGUGGAGAGUGUUGGCGAAGGUGUAACUGAGGUUCAGCCCGGUGAUCAUGUCAUCCCGUGUUACCAGGCAGAGUGCCGAGAAUGCAAGUUUUGCAAAUCGGGGAAGACAAAUCUUUGUGGAAAAGUUCGAGCAGCAACUGGAGUUGGUGUUAUGAUGAAUGAUCGAAAGAGCCGUUUCUCCGUAAAUGGAAAGCCAAUUUAUCAUUUCAUGGGAACCUCAACUUUUAGCCAGUAUACAGUUGUACAUGAUGUUAGUGUUGCAAAGAUUGAUCCUCAAGCUCCUUUAGACAAAGUAUGCCUUCUGGGUUGCGGUGUUCCUACUGGUCUUGGAGCGGUAUGGAACACAGCGAAAGUAGAAUCAGGCUCUAUUGUUGCUGUUUUUGGCCUUGGUACUGUUGGCCUUGCUGUGGCUGAGGGUGCAAAGGCUGCUGGUGCUUCGAGAAUUAUUGGCAUUGAUAUUGACAGUAAAAAGUUUGAUACAGCAAAGAAUUUUGGAGUUACUGAAUUUGUGAAUCCAAAGGACCAUGACAAGCCAAUCCAACAGGUUAUUGUUGAUCUUACGGAUGGUGGUGUUGACUAUAGUUUUGAGUGUAUUGGAAAUGUCUCUGUGAUGAGGGCUGCUUUGGAGUGUUGCCACAAGGGCUGGGGAACCUCGGUUAUUGUGGGUGUUGCUGCAUCAGGUCAGGAGAUAUCCACUCGUCCCUUCCAGUUGGUGACUGGCCGUGUUUGGAAAGGAACAGCUUUUGGUGGUUUCAAGAGCCGUUCACAAGUUCCUUGGCUGGUAGAUAAGUACAUGAAGAAGGAAAUUAAGGUUGAUGAGUACAUAACCCACAACCUGACUCUCUUGGAUAUCAACAAGGCAUUUGAUUUGAUGCACGAAGGGGGUUGCCUCAGGUGUGUGCUUAAGACACAAGACUAGACCGGAUGAUCUACAGGGCUCUGCAUAUGUUUCUUUCAAGCCAAACUUAUUAAUUUGUUUUGUCUUGUCCUUAAAAUGGAAAGAGAGAUCCUGAUGCAUUGUCUAUAUAUGAGGAAAUGGGCUGUGUGAUCAAAACUCCUUUUGAAAAGUCUCUUAUGUCUGAUUUUGAAGUCCUCUUAUUGUGAGUUGUGCAACCAACGUGUGAAUACAAUAAUACCUUUUGCAUAUUAACUCGUUUUGAGUAAUGUGUUGUGCCUCUAUGUAA